AAAUAUAUAUUUAUUUCUCAUUGUUGUAGACGGUACAUUUGGUAGCAGGUGUUGUUAAAUAAUAAAAUGUUUUCUAAUAGUGAUUCAAUUGUUUUUGUUAAGAUGCCUAUAUCGUCGCUCAGUUUGAAGUCAGGUGCUUCUCAAAGGGUGUCUUGAACACUAAAUCAAUUAUUUAAAUUUUAAUUUAUUUAAUAUAUUUUAUAGUUACGUAUUGGUUAUUAAUUCUUAAUGUUGGCAGUAUCAGUCUCUUAUCAUUCUGCUCGUGAUAAAACACACUUAAGUAUCAUAUCGUUUUUAAUAUAACUGCUGUGUCGUCGAUUAUUUGAUUAUAUAUAAAUAUAUAUUAUAUACUAUAACUUAACAAUACUUGCAAUUUAAUUAAUAACAAAGAUGGCAUCGUCUGAUCCAGAAAUUAAGGAUGGAUUUACUCUACCUGUCUGGAUGAAAAGUAAGCCAACAAAGGAAUUUACGCCGUUCGCUUCAUCUCCCCCAGCUCCUGAAGAUUCAUUCUUUUACAUUCGUUAUCCGAAGACAGAUGCAUUGUUGGGUAAACCUAAAUUCAGCAACGAACUCCCGAAGGUUCUGAUCGAACAACACAACGAAGUCGCAGCGACGGCAACGUACAGUGUUGUCAAGGAGAAGGAUUGGUCGAAACACACGAAGCCCUGCCAAGAAGUCCUGCACGGCAUUGCACCAAUUAAUACAGCUGUUAAAUCAAUAAAUGCUAAACCCAAGCCCGCUGGCACAGACGAUGGUUUCAAAGGUGAGGGGGCGGCGUGCGGGAGUUCUGUCGUCAAGGUUGCACACCAAAUGAUCCAGACUCGUUCUCCCCGCGGCUUCACAGUGGCGACCCCCGCGGAGGAGGGACCCGAGCUCAAUCCGAAGGUGUUGGCUCGUCGCGGCAGCAAGAGUCUGCCCGCCACCCCGGCACACUCGCCCCCCUCCAGUCCCACGUCGCGCAGGAGGAUGAAUGGUAAUCGGUUCUUCACGUCGCCGUUCGAGCCGGCGGAGGAGGGCGGCGCGCGCUCGUGGCUGGCGGCCGCGCUGCUCGGGUGCAAGAAGGAGCGCGCCGCCUCCACGCACGCCCUCGCCGAGGGGGACGCGCUCGACGGCAGACUGCACAGUGGAUCGCUAGCGGAGUCAGUAGAGAGCCUCGGCCCGUCUCCGAGAGGCGAACCGAAAAUGUUAUCCAAUGAGACAAGUCAGCAGUCCAAGUUCACGAAACCGGCGCAGUCCUUCCGCCCGAAGCCGACAGAACUCCGAGAGAUGAACUUCUGGUCACCGACGUCAAUGUGAAGUGAUUCACUUAAUCUAUUUAUCUUGUUUGGAUUUACUCUUACUCCCACAACGGCAGACAUGGAGUCGUCUGUGUGGGUUUUGACAAUUUGACACUCUUUUAAGUUGAUUUAGUGGUCUUAUUAAUAUGGAAAAGUUUUCACUAUUCGUGCUUGCUAGGUAUAACAGCUGCAGUUAGAUUCUGUUAGUGAAUAUGUUAUAAAAACAGUUUAUUUCUUAGAUAUACUGCAGUUAAUCUGUAUGAUCUGUGUGACCGCGAUGAAGUUGUUAUAUAUAUUAUAUAAAUUCUGUAUAUCUGCAAUCCGAAGAUAUAUUGCAUCAUAUUCUUUUCUAUUUAUAUAUGAAAUUUCGACAUUGAUUGAUGACCUCCUUUAUCUUUAUACUCAAAUAUCAACAAUGUAUAUCUUGUCUUUGUUAUUUUCAAGAUUUUUUUAUCACUUAUUGGGUUUAGUGUAACAGAUGGAACAUAUGGUUCUUAUCCAAUCUCAGGUUCAAAUCUGGAAUGGUACCACUGAGUUUACAUGUAAUUUGUACAUGUACAGUUCAAAUUAUGUAUUGAAGAAAACUUCGUAUUAGAUGAUUUUAACGCGGAAACUUUCAUUAACUGCUACUCUAUAUACGACUUAGAGUUGCUUUACACGGUGUCAGCCCAACAGUUUUCAUUUUCUGAUGACAUCACAAUACAUGACGUCACAACACUUGUGACCGACCUGACAGUGACAAUGUCUGGGUAAUGUGUUGUGAGCGAAUAUUAUCAUACAUAUACAUCUUCUGUUGAUCUGACCGAAUAUGAACCCGGUCUAAGGAUUUUUAAUUUUAUUUAUUUAUUUAUGAAAGGUUUGCUAGCGGACUUUACAUAAAUAAUCUUAAUAAAUUAUGUACUAAAACUAGAAACAUUUUAUGUAACCCAAGUGAAAGCAAACACUGCAUGAAACUGGGGUUAACUAUCUUAAUAUUAAUAAUAAAUAUAUAUACAAAAAAAUACUGAAAUACGUCAGAAUGGCAUGCAAUACAUAUUUUCAAAUAGUACAGUUAUCCCUACAAAGGUUAUUAGGCUGCUUCCUAGCCAUACCAAGAACUCGAAGUCUGGCAAGUUUAAGAAAUAUGAUGCACAUUUAAAUAAUAACUGAUUGUAACUGUAGUAUAACCCACAUAGCAUGUAUUCAACCUUAGAAAUUAAAGUUUCAGUGUGUCUAUAAUCAUAGGUCCACAUUAUCAAUCCUUAAUGUAUGCUUGGGAUAACCAUCUCUUCCCCCUUGGUUUCAUACUCUCCUGACUCCACAUAAUUUAUUGUCAAAUUACACUUGUUAUACCUAUAGUUUACAAUAAUCUUCACCUCUUCUCUCUCUCUCUUUUUCUUUCAAAUCACCUCCAUUCAUGACAACAAUCAGUAUUGGCAGACUUUUAAAGACACAAGUAUAUAUUUACUCCUGCGUGCUGCGCCACGAUGUGAUUGGUUACACCAGCAAUGUAUAACAUCAAUGAACAGAAAUGUUUAUUUUUAAUAUUGUUUCGAUUACCUUUAGCAAGAUAUUAACAUGUGUAUUAAGAUUUAUGUUUAAAAUGAUAUUCCAUUAAUGUUAAGAAUCAUCGAUGUACAUGGCAAUACUAUAUGCUUAUUGUUGACAUUUAUUUUAAACACUGUAAUACUUUCGACUGAAAUAAUUAGAUUGAUAAUAAUUUAUAAUAAUUCUUCUUGCUUUUAAAUUAUGUUUUGAAUUUGUUUAAAUUUUUUCUUGAAAUAAUAGAAACAAUAAUUAUAUAUUGUUUUCAAUAUUUCACAAUUUGAGUUCUUACCGAAUAGUAGAAUCUACAUUCCAAACUGGUAGCUUUAAUUCCUGUAACAUAACGAUUCAAAGUUGCUUUUAUGCGCCUACUUAAAUAAAGAAUUGUUAUGCUGAAAAAUGUUUAUGUAGAUAAAGUCAAAUAAGUGUUUGCGAGGAAAGUCAAGUUAUUUAUCUAAUUAUAUCGGUCAAAGGUAACCAUAUAUUUUAAGCUUAGGAUUUAUCCUUGUAAGUUUACUUUACUUUAUUAAGUGUAUGAUAAGUAAUAAUAUGUAUACAUAUGAAAUAUAUUAUAUAUAUUCUUCUUGCAUGCUUUUUAAUAAAAAGUAAUGAAAGUAAAUAAAUAGGAGCCCGUAUCACUCGAAAAUAAAUAUGUAGCAAAUAUUAAUAGAUUUGCAUACAGCGUUUCUUAGAGACAAAAAGAAUUUUGGCACGAGUCUAUAAACUUAAUAUCGAUUAUAUUUUUAUACUAUGUGAUAUAUAAUUUGUGUAUAUUUUAUUAGUAUGACCCUUUAGAAUAGUGUGAUUCUUUAUUCGUCAAUGUAAUGUACCGAAAUUGUCUAACGUCAUCAAUCUCAUUUAAAAAUACCGCCUUUUUGUUAUUAUAAAAUAUUUAUAAAAAAACUUUUUUUUUUCAUUUGAAUGUCAAUGUAAUAAAUGAAAUUAAUUUUUACUUUUAAGAAGACCAUAUGAGCUUGUACUUUAAAAAAAAUUGGCUUAGUUCGUAAUAGUAGCUCGUUCGUAGUAUUAAACGUAGCUUCAUCAGACCUUUAUUUUUAUUUUAAGUACGGAGAUUUUUGUCGUCACAUAAAUAACAUGAGAUAAUAAUUAAGUCAUAAUUUUUUUAAGUAACGAGUAUUCUGAAUUUGGUCAAUGUUUUAAGUAACUUUUAAUAUUACUUAUUUCGAGUGUAUAAACACAUUUUCAUUCUAGUUACCUUCUUAUUUAUUGAUACAUAUAUAUUUAUUAUGUAUUGAUGCUAGAUGUGAUUUAUCUAGAGCAGUAAUAAUACUUCAAUUAAUGAUGACAGACUUUUAGCAGUUUGUUUGCUGUUAAUAAAAAUAAAUAAUCAUUUAACCUAAUAA
Nymphalis io (European peacock) is the source of this 4165-nucleotide messenger RNA. RefSeq lists its product as uncharacterized. NCBI's taxonomy places the organism in Eukaryota, Metazoa, Arthropoda, Insecta, Lepidoptera, Nymphalidae. The transcript has 7 exons. The record is from RefSeq and is a predicted model, not a curated record. The coding region runs from base 391 to 1296 and encodes 301 amino acids.